GUCUCCCUAUUCUUUUAUUACGCCUUUCUUUCUUUGAUCAGUUAAUCCUUCUACAUUUUAAUGGCUGCAUCGUCAUUCGAUUCUCAUUUAUUGUGUUCUUCGAUUUCAAUUAAUCUUGGUUCUGUCUUGUUUUCGAAAAUAGUUCAUUCGCAGUUUAUCAGUCAACCUUGUAACUUUUUCUGACAACAAAAUUAACAAGGGACUAAGCAGCCGCCACCAUGGGAAAGCGUAAUUCGCAACGUAAAAGUGCAGCGAUGUUAGACAGCGACGAUGAUAAUAGUAGUGUGAGUUCGACGUCAACGAUGAGGUCUGAUUCCGGCACUGAAGAAGUUCAGAUUGAGAAAGAUACUUUGUUGGGUGAAGCUUUAGAUGAUUUAUAUGAAAAAAGGGGCUCUACAAGAGAGAAAGCUUUGGCCUCCAUUAUUGAGUCUUUCAGUAACAACUUGCAGCAUCAGUUUGUUGAAAAGAAAUUCGCUACCUUACUGCAUCAGUGCCUGGGUUCUAUGAAAAAGGGCUCUAGCAGGGAAAUAGCUUUGGCAUCUCAGGCCAUUGGUUUGUUGGCUUUGACUGUUGGCUUUGGGGACAAUGCACGGGAAAUAUUGGAAGAAUCAGUCACUCCGAUUUCACAGGCUCUAAAGGCAAGGCCUGAAUCCUUGAAGACAGCAGCGCUUCUGGAGUGUUUGGCUAUCAUAACAUUUGUUGGUGGAAAUGAUCCAGAAGAAACAGAAAGAUCAAUGGAUAUUAUGUGGCAACUUGUUCAUCCAAAGCUGGGUUCUAAUGUUGUUGUAGUCAAACCUUCAGAAACUGUUAUAACAGCAAUGGUGUCUGCUUGGUCAUUUCUUCUUGCAACAUUGGAUCGCUGGAGACUUGAUCCUAAACACUGGCAGCAGUCCAUUUCAUAUUUUUCUAGCCUUCUUGACAAAAAUGAACGAUCUGUACGCAUUGCUGCUGGUGAGGCACUGGCAUUAAUUUUUGAGAUUGGAAAUCUGGAGAAGUUCUCUGCUGAAGCUGAUGGCACCAAUGAUGGCUCUCGGGAAGGAUAUACUCAUGUGCAAGGAUUGGAAGGAAAAAUCCUCAAUCAGGUCAGAAACCUUUCUAUGGAAGCAGGCGGUAAAGGUUCUGCCAAGAAAGAUCUUAACAACCAGCGGAACUUGUUCAAGGAUAUUUUAGAGUUUCUUGAGGUUGGAUAUUGUCCUGAAACUUCAGUGAAAAUUGGUGGCGAAUCACUUAAGACAACGACCUGGUCUGAACUGAUACAGUUAAACUUUUUAAAGCACUUUCUUGGAGGUGGCUUUGUUAAGCACAUGCAGGAAAAUGAAUUUCUUCAUGGUGUCUUUGGAUUCACUCCUAAGCGAAAGAAUCUUUUAAGUGCUGAGCACCAUAUAUCUAGUACUGAAAAGAGGAUGUAUAGGUCACCAAAUUCAGUAGUUAACAAAGCAAGGACACAGUUACUGAACAAGCAGCGAAUGCUUUCUGAGGAUAGGAAUGUAGGACACUAUGCCAUCAAUAUGGGCGAUGAAGAGAUGUAGGGUCUUACCCUCUUGCAAUCAUAGAACACAUUAUGUGAUCUGAUACAUACAAUGAUCGAUAAUACGUUGUAAUUCCUUACCUUUAUAGUUCUCUUCAUUGUGUUAAUUAGAAGGAUCAAUUAUAGAAAUUUGAAAAGUCCAGCAAGAAUGUGGGGACUGGAAAAUAAUUUCUUUA
Messenger RNA from Mangifera indica (mango), 1704 nucleotides. Its product is annotated as interferon-related developmental regulator 1-like. NCBI's taxonomy places the organism in Eukaryota, Viridiplantae, Streptophyta, Magnoliopsida, Sapindales, Anacardiaceae. The record is from RefSeq and is a predicted model, not a curated record. The transcript has 13 exons. The coding region runs from base 219 to 1529 and encodes 436 amino acids.